Molecule: messenger RNA, 1437 nt
Organism: Closterium sp. Yama58-4
Lineage: Eukaryota; Viridiplantae; Streptophyta; Zygnematophyceae; Desmidiales; Closteriaceae
Source: the annotation of a GenBank genome assembly
AUGGCCCAACAUCCCAUCCUUAUCAUCAAGCCUUUCAGAUCCUGUCGUCAAUCCCAAUACCAAUCUUGCUCUCCCUCUCAGUACGUCGCGUAUCUACGCGAGCUCUUUGCGCGAGUCCAGCAUGAGUCAAUAGCAGGCUCGGCAGGCCGGUCUGCAAGCCUCCCUGUUUCUGCAGCAGCGCAAGCCCAAGCAGCAAGGGCGGAGGCAUACCUUCAGCGAAUCACCUUGCUGGCUGAUCUACUGGAGGAGCACGUGCUGCCUGACAUGUGGCACAUGCCGGACAACCUGCCUCUUGUGGACGACUGUCAACUGGACGCCUUGGUACCUCAAGAUCCCAACCUAUCUUCAACCUUCAGAGGAAUCAAGCCUGCUCGAUCCCAGCAGCAGCAGCAGCAGCAGCAGCAGCAAGGAGAGACCAAUGGAGAUGCCUCAUGGGGCAAUGCGCCCUCUUCUGCAGCCUUUGUGGGUCGGCAUGGCAGGGAGGCGUUGGGGCUUCGAUCACGCCGCCGCCAAUUGAGAGAUCGGCGUGGGCCUUCUUCCAAGAACCCACAAUCAGGUUCUUCUUUCUCCGGAUCGACCCUGGACGACGCAUCAAGAGCAAUCAUUUCAACGCAUAAGAACCUUCAGGAGGAGCUAACUGAUCAAAUGUUGACACUGGCAGGGCAGAUGAAGGCCAACUCGCUUGCCAUGGAGCAGAAAGUCAAAAGCUCCAAUAAGGUUCUUGAUGCAACCGAAGAGUCGAUGGAGAGAAAUGUGGCCAGCCUGAGCGGCGUCGCGCAUCCAUACUAUCCGCGCGACAUCGUGCUGCCGGACUACGUGCCGCCAGCGUGGAGCACGGCGGAGCUCUUCGGCGUUUUCGGGGUGGCCGUCGGGCUGAUCUUCACCGUCUCGUGGCUCUUCGCACGCUCAUGUCGGCAUCUGUCAGCGUCGGAGCGGUUCACGUUUAGCUGGUGGGCCGUGACGGGCGCCAUUCACAUGCUCAUGGAGGGAGCAUUUGUCGCCUUCCCCGCCCUCAUCAGCAGCACCAGCAAGGCGUUCCUACUCGAUGCCUGGAAGGAGUAUGCCAUUUCGGAUUCACGAUAUGCUACCCGUGACACCUGCAUCGUCUCUCUAGAAGCAGUCACUGCCUUCAUCGAAGGCCCUGCCUGCAUCCUUAUUCUGUAUGCCAUGGCGACCAGGAAGCCCUUCAGCAAUCUGCUGCAGUUCACCGUGUCCCUUGGGCAGCUGUACGGAGCAGCUGUGUACUUCGCCACGAGCUACCUGGAAGGCUUUCCCCACUCAGACCCCCAUCCGAUCUACUUCUGGGGUUACUUUGUUGGCAUGAACGCCAUUUGGAUCUUGGUGCCGUUUCUUAUUCUCUGGCGCUGCUGGGUGCGCAUUACAUCAGCAGAGGCCUCGACACAAGCUCCAAGUACUCGAAGGUCCAAGAGGGACUAG